AUGCGGUUCGACCCGCCAGAGUUGGAGUUCAAUGAUGAGUUGACUUGUGUUCCUCAUCACUCGCAAGUUCGCAUCUACUGCGAUGGCUGCCACGCCAUAAUCUCAGUCGACUCCGUUUCUUCAGAUAUGGAGGCCGUCUACCCGGCGCUGGUGCCGAAGAGUGGAAAGCAGCCGAAAAAGAAGGGUAAGUCACCAACCAUUGGCAUCAUGUACGUGAUGUUCCUGGCGCAUCAGCCGGGAGAAGUGCGUGGGCGAAUCUCCGUGAAAACCACUGCAGGUUUGGUUCACUACCAGGUGAAGGGCUUUGCUGCAGCCAACCCGUACAAAGCAGAAGCCAUCCACAACCUGAAGGUUGGAGCGGGCGAGGUGGUGCACCACCCGCUUUCGAUCUUCAAUCCAUGGAAAGACCCUUUGCAGAUUAGCCAGGUCUCUUCCAACGAAUCCUUCAUUCAGCUGCUAGCUCCUGAAGAGCUCCGCCAGGUGGGCCACAAGAACAGCCCGGCGGGCAGCAGUUUCAUUUUAGCAGACAGGGCGGCUGGGGACUGGACCAUCCCGCCCGAACAGCAUGGCAUUGUGGGCUACACAAAGUUCACACUGCAGCAAGGCCAGUAUCAAGGCUUUGUUGAGGUGAAGAUGGAAGCAGAAGUGCCGCGAAUUGUGGUGCCUGUCGUUCUCGGGGUAGUCAGAUCGUCGGGCAUCAAGAUAUCGCCUGACAUAGUUGAUUUCCAGACCCUGGUGUCCUCUAUUCAGGCAAGCUGCUGGGCUGCACGUGGGUGCUGUCUCUUCUUGAGAGGGGUCUUGCAAUUCUGUGCCCGAGCAAGGCAAGGCCAGGCAAGAUGCUCGGUGCAUGUGCACCUAAGGAUCUAUUUGGCUCUCUGUCACGAACCUGAAUCCGCAGCCAAUUCAGCUGCUGUCUUUGUUCGACCCGACACAGAAGCCUGCCAUUGCAGAUGGCAUCUCACAGAUUUGCCAGUUGCAAGAUCACUUUGCUACGAGGGGCAGUCGAAUGCAACUGAGGAAUCCGAAUCUGCAGAUAUCUGGGUUUGA
Messenger RNA from Symbiodinium pilosum, 1047 nucleotides. The record is from the annotation of a GenBank genome assembly. NCBI's taxonomy places the organism in Eukaryota, Dinophyceae, Suessiales, Symbiodiniaceae.